CCUGCACUCUUUGUGAAUGAGGGCCGGGAACACGGCCCUUCCCCCGCCCAGGAGCCACGCCAGACCGCCGCACUCAGAGGACUGUUUGUUAAUAGUCCAAUUAGAUAAUUGCCAUCUUUCACUCCUUUUGCUCCGCAUUUCCCAUAAAGGAAUGAAUGGGGAGAGCGGCGUGGAGAGGGCUUCUGCCCCGGCAAGGUGACGAGAAGGGCUGGAGCAAGCUCCUUGCACAAGGCCAUGCGCUUGAAUUGAAUCAUUGUGGCCUAAUCAAUGCUGUUAUUGGAUUACUGGCUGUUGCUUUUCUCAAAGACAUUGUAGCAAGACAAUGAAAUAGCUAGGGGGAAACUUUUUUUUUGAAGCAGAUCUCACAGUUGAGAUUUUUACUCUCUCUCUCUCUCUCUCUCUCUCUCUCUCUCUCUCUCUCUCUCUCUCUCUCUCUCUCUCCCUCCACUCCCCCCCUCCUGCUGGACUCUGAGUACAAAGCUGCCCUUUGAAUGGGCUGCCUCAGGGCUGCUGGAGGUGCAGGCAUGAAAAAAAAUCCAACGGAGGCUACAGGAAGAGGGUCGGCAGUUUAAGAUGGCUGCUGUCAGCGUCGAGGUGUGUUAAAGAGUCGCUUGGGGAGAAGCUUGGCUUUUUUGGAGUGUGUGGGGGGGAGACUUUAGGGAGAAACUUUUCUCCUCCUCCCUUCUCUCCCCACCCAGAGGCAACUGCUUUCUUCAGCUACAUGGACUGAGGGGGUACCCCCCCCCCCAUUCAGCUCUAUCUGGAGGAAACCCCUUUUAGCCAGUAUGUGAGCAGGAAGGUCAAAGGCAAAGAGAAAGUUAAUAAUGCCUGCUAAUGGUGCUAACAAUUCAGGAUGAAUCUUGUCAAAAGUUUUUCUGGAAGUGUGGGUCUUUGAUUGUGUUUCCCGAAAGCAAGACCAAUCAUUUCCGUUUAUUCACUGGCUAAACCCCUACUUGAUUGGGGACAAGGACAGAAACCAUCCAUUACGAUCUGAUAUAUUAUCCAAACAAUUUAGUGUAUUCAUGAGGUAACUGAAACGUGGGGGCUGCGAAAUUACCCGUAAUCAAUUGCAACAGCGAGUGUGCGUCCCCCCCGGGUGUCGGACAACCACAACUCGGCCGCCUCAGUAACAGGCGGAGCCGCAGCGUUUCGGACGGAGUUGCGCGCUGUUCGCUACCUGAUCGCCAGGCUGGGGACACUGGACGUGCUCUGAGGACGCGGGCGCUGACGAGGCGGCCUCGCCACUGCUCCACCGGGAUCCUGGACCAGACCCGCCGCCUCUCUUCUAGCGCGCCACUCUCCGGUCGCCGCUGACCCUCCGCGGCUGCCGAAGCCACCCCGCGGGGACAUUCAUUCUCUCGGGCGAAGGAGCUUAGGGGCUGCGUUGUAGGGGUUUUGUCCCCGUCUGCCUCUUUUUUCCUACCCCCUCCCCCUUUUCUUCUUUUCUGUGUUGUUUUGCCUAUGUUCGGGAAACCAGACAAAAUGGACGUCCGGUGCCACUCGGACACCGAGGCCGCCAGGGUCUCGAAGAACGCGCACAAGGAGAGCAGGGAGAUCAAGGGCGCCGAGGGGAGCCUUCCGGCCGCCUUCCUCAAGGAGCCGCAGGGCGCCUUUUCGGCGUCUGGCGCUUCGGAAGAUUGUAACAAAAGUAAAUCCAAUUCCUCUGCAGACCCGGAUUACUGUCGCCGGAUCCUAGUCCGAGAUGCCAAGGGGUCUAUCCGAGAAAUCAUCCUGCCCAAGGGCUUGGACCUGGACCGGCCCAAGAGGACACGCACGUCCUUCACGGCGGAGCAGCUCUACAGACUGGAGAUGGAGUUCCAGCGUUGCCAAUAUGUGGUGGGCCGGGAGAGAACCGAGCUGGCUCGGCAGCUCAAUCUUUCUGAGACCCAGGUGAAGGUCUGGUUCCAGAAUCGGCGAACCAAGCAGAAGAAGGACCAGGGCAAGGACUCCGAGCUGCGCUCGGUGGUGUCGGAGACCGCCGCCACGUGCAGCGUGCUGAGGCUGUUGGAGCAGGGCCGCCUGCUGUCGCCGCCCGGUCUGCCUGCCCUGCUGCCGCCCUGUGCCACCGGCGCUCUUGGCUCGGCGUUGCGCGGGCCCAGCCUCCCGGCCCUGAGUGCUGGCGCUGCCGCGGGCUCGGCCGCAGCGGCCGCCGCCGCCGCCACUGCCCCGGGUCCCGCCGGCGCUGCGUCUCAGCACCCGCCGGCUGUGGGCGGCACUCCCGGCCCAGGGCCUGCAGGGCCCGGGGGACUGCACGCGGGAGCACCAGCUGCCAGCCACGGUCUCUUCAGUCUGCCGGUGCCGUCGCUCCUGGGCUCUGUUGCCAGCCGCCUGUCCUCCGCCCCGUUGACGAUGGCUGGUUCGCUAGCCGGGAAUUUGCAAGAACUUUCAGCCCGGUACCUGAGCUCCUCCGCCUUCGAGCCUUACUCCCGGACCAACAAUAAAGAAGGGGGCGAGAAAAAAGCGCUGGACUGAUUUUAAGUGUUAUCCUGUAUUUAUAUUUAUAACAUCUAUUGUGGUGGUAUUUAUGGACUCGCGCGCUUUAGGCGCCCAGUGCUCCUGCGCUGGCCUUGCUGGCCCCCACUAGGCCUCUGACUGCUCUUCCCGCCCCCCUCCCCCGCGGGCUACUGAUUUUAUCUCACUUGAGCUGUUUUUUGUUCUUCUCUCUGCUUUUCCUCCCUCCCUCCAACCCCAGCUUCCUUCUGAAUCCAGGAAUGAUCCAAAGAAUUGGGGAGGAAUACCCGAAUUAGCCAACCUGGUUCCCCAAUCCCUGACAGCCAGGGAACAGACUGAGCCCAAGUCCAGGCCCCGGACACCUGCUCUGGAUAGGGGCACUGUGCGCUGCUCCUGUGGAUUUUUGGAAGAGGAAAUACGUUCACAGGCCUCCAGGGACUGAAAAGGCUUUUUGGUUUCUUUAGACCCCCCAAAAAGGGCCUACCCCCUCUUGUCAGAGAAACCAGAGCUUUGGGAGUUCCUGGCCCCGAUUUUUAGACCUCUCAGGAUAAUUGGUGCACACUCAGCUCCUGUCCGAAGAGCUGAUGAGUUUUAUUCCCUUUAGGGAAACUAAUUGCAGGCUCCUCGACCCCGAGAAACGAUAAAUCAAACGUCUUGUUAGGCAAAGGUGGUGAUAAAUUUGAUCUAACAGCAAUAAAGCAAGAGUAAUUGUUACACAAAACCAGAUGAAGUGUUACCUGGUUUUAAACAGUCAUAAAUAAUUGAGUUUUCAAAGUAUAAGAAAUUCGGGCUAGAGAAUGCACCACGGGGCCGUGCAAAAUUAAAAUCCUGAGUGCUGUGACUUUAGAUAGGAACUUAAAGAGGAAAAGCCAAUGAUGCCAAGGAGAGAAGAUUCAGAAUCUUCUUUUCUAGGGGCUGUUCAGGGCCGUGGCCCACAGCUUCCUUCUCCUCCCAUGAGAGCGCAGUGGUUGGUGGCAGUCUCCCAAACACGAAGCUACCACCGAAUGGCUGGGGUUGGAAGAAAAUCAACACCCGCUGCUUCGUCUUCUGAACUCUGUGUCUACAAAGGCUUUUCAGGACGAAGGAAGCGCCCGAAUUUCCGAGCACUUGCUUUCGGAAGACAGGCUGGGUGCCCAUCGGUAUGGCCUUCAACGCUCCUAGCUCAUCGGUGCCAGUGGUUCUUUGGGUGGCAGAUAGGACUUUCACCUCUUCCACCUCAACCGCAGGGUGUCAGCCAUCCGGAGUUGGAACCUUUACCACCACCUGGGUGCAGCCUCAGCCCUCGCAGCAACCGCAAACCCCAGAGCCACCCCACUGCAUUGUAACCAAAACCACAGGCCCAGAGCACGAGGUGCCUCGGUGUCUAGAAUGUACUCACCCAUCUGAAACAAGCGCAAAACAUUAAAAAAAAAAAGAAUAGUAACUUUAUUGUAAAUUAUUUACAUACGAAGUUUUUUUUCCUUUUCUGUUUUCCGUUUCUUUUCUUGUUUCAUUUUUUCUUUUUGCUCCUCUCUCUCUCUCUUAGGUAAAUAGUGAAGAAAAUAACGAACGAUUCAAACGCGGGUAGGUGUCACUGAAUCCUGGCUACUAACUGUGUUAUGGAUGUCUUGGCUCUUUGGAUGUUUUUGUAUUUAUGUGGUGAGAGUGAAAAAUAUAUAUCUAUGAUGAUAAA
Molecule: messenger RNA, 4123 nt
Organism: Peromyscus californicus insignis
Lineage: Eukaryota; Metazoa; Chordata; Mammalia; Rodentia; Cricetidae
Gene: Vax1
Product: ventral anterior homeobox 1
Exons: 3
Coding region: 1462-2472 (336 amino acids)
Biological process (GO): regulation of DNA-templated transcription; central nervous system development; brain development
Molecular function (GO): DNA-binding transcription factor activity, RNA polymerase II-specific; DNA binding
Source: RefSeq, a predicted model, not a curated record